This is a messenger RNA of Arachis stenosperma, 2167 nucleotides long. RefSeq lists its product as uncharacterized. Bases 206 to 1957 code for a protein of 583 amino acids. The transcript is spliced from 4 exons. NCBI's taxonomy places the organism in Eukaryota, Viridiplantae, Streptophyta, Magnoliopsida, Fabales, Fabaceae. The record is from RefSeq and is a predicted model, not a curated record.
AGAAAUAUAUCCUCACUCCUCAGUCCCUACUUACCGUUGCAAAACGGCCACCUCCUCCUUCCCCCUGUUCCUGAAAGCAGAACUUCAAGAACAAGAACACCAUUUCAAGAACCACCCUCACUCGCACCCAAGACUCCAUGCAAAUUUCUUUCAACCUAACCCAAAACAGAAGAAAAAGAAGCAUCAGCAGCAUAACUUACUAAUAAUGGCAACGCUGGCACCUGGAAUCCUCCAGAAGCUUCUAGAAGGCCUGAAAACAGGCGAAAAGCCGACGAGCGAGCACCGUAGCUCCCUCCUACAAAUAACCGACAUAGUCCCUGCGGAGCUCGACGAGAAGAGCCUCUUCCCCAAACACGGCUUCUACAUCAAGCUGUCCGAUUCCUCGCACUCCAUCUACGCCGCACUCCCUUCUGACCAACACGACUUCGUUUUGAGCAACAAGAUGCAGCUCGGCCAGUUCAUCUACGUUGACAGGCUGGAACCCGGUUCGCCCGUUCCCAUCGUUCUCGGCGCCAAACCGCUUCCUGGAAGACACCCUCUUGUAGGCACUCCUGAGCCUUUGAUGGGUUUAAGAGAGAGGGGUUCGCACAGAAAGGAAAAUUCCGCUUCUGUCCCUAGACGAGGCUCUUGGGAAACUUUGUCCUCUCCCAUGGUUGUUAAGCCUGUGAACUUGGAUUUUGACCAGUGUACCCCUGUUAAGGGAUCUGUGGUCAGGAGUGUCAGUUCUUUUAUCUCGCCGUUGGUUAGAGUCAGGGCUGGUGGUGGUGGUGGCGCUACGCCGGCUUCCGGUGUGAGGAGUUCGGUUGGUGGAGGGGUUCUUACGGCUAGAAUGAUGGAUUCUAAGGGAGAAAGAGAAAAAGAGAGUCCUGGUUCCUUAAUUAGGAAAAGCUGUGUGGUGGGAACUUCUGCUACCAAGGUUUUGAGAAGCAGAAGUGUCUGUGAACGAGAGCCUAGGGUUCCUAUUAGUCCCUUCAAGCUAGCUGAAAAGAAAAGCACUACUCCACCACCGAGGUUGAGGAAUGCAAGGGCGGUAUGUACCCCAAGUGUUGCCGGAGAUUCACAGAGCCAGGACUCAUCAAAUUCGUCAAACAUGGCUUCUCAGCCGUUGUCUAAGUCUACAACUAAUAAUUCAGCUUUUGAUAACUCCAAUGGCCUUAGCCUUCCCAUGAAUUUACCAGGAAAGCUGAGCUCACUAGGGAAGGAAGCUGUGCAGCAAAGAGAAGUGGCGCAAAAGAUUGCCCUUCAAGCAUUAAGAGAUGCUUCAGCUACUGAAACUGUAAUCCGGUCCCUCAAGAUGUUCUCGAAUUUAUGCAAAUCAGCUCGAGCUGAUUCUCCUGCGGCCUGUUUCGAGCGGUUUAUUGAAUUCCACAAUGAAAUUGUGCAAGGAAUUAACGACAUGGUGUCCAUUCAAGCAGCUACUUCAGCUUCAGAAUUGGCUCAGAAACCAAAGGGAGAAGAGGAGCCACAGGUUUUACAUGAAGUCACACAAAACUCCAUGGAUCAAUCAUCCAACAAAAGAAAGUGUGGUGUGUACAAAUCAAUGGCUGCAAUUCCUGAAAGGCAAGAAAACAAGACAAGCACCGGGAGGGUUCUCAGAUCAAAUAUCAACCAGAAGGUUCAAAAACUCGGAGCACUGGAACCAGUUGGUGAGAAUGACGAGAACAAGAAACCAGCAACAGCACCAUGUAGCAGUUUGAGCAAUACAAUAAAGCUUGCUAAACAGAUUGAGACAGAAGCUGGGAACUGGUUUAUGGAGUUCAUUGAGAAAGCAUUGGAAACAGGGUUGAAGAAAGCAAAGGGAGAAUCAGCAGGUGAUGUUAGAAAAGUUCCUCAGUCUCUUGUACUCAAAGUUAUGAACUGGGUUGAGGUUCAACAGUUUGAUAGCAACAAGCGACCUAGUCAUCCCAAAGCUGCACAGAUAGCUCGAAAGUUGAGGAUAAAGAUGAAAAAUCCUUGAUAAUAGUUGUUGUUGUUGUUUGUUGUUCAAUUUGAUGAACACCGCUUCAACGUUUGUGUGUACUACUGGUUUGGAAUAGCAGUUGUGAGAUGUCUUGUUUCGAUUUGAGCAAUUUUUUAAGAUCUUAUUGUAAUAAUAGCCAUUAUAUUUGUUUGUAACAAUAGUCAUGAUUCAUUAAUCACUAUAUUAUACAAGUUUAUCUGGUUCCAC